This is a messenger RNA of Thlaspi arvense, 342 nucleotides long. NCBI's taxonomy places the organism in Eukaryota, Viridiplantae, Streptophyta, Magnoliopsida, Brassicales, Brassicaceae. The record is from the annotation of a GenBank genome assembly.
GAAACAUUUAGUAUUAGUUUCUGUUCUUGGUCGAGAAAAGAAAAAAAAAAAAGUAAGGGCGAAGAAAAAGGCCAAACAAGGCGUUACGCAGCCAGGCGUUGGUGGUGGUCGAGAUCCGGCGUCGUCGGGUUUCCUCCUCCUCCGAUGACAAUGAUGAAGAUAUCGAGCGGCGUGUUCGCUUCUGUCAUUGCCUUCUCCACCGCUGCUCUCUCUUCUUCCUCCACUCUCCCUCCAAUCUCCCCCAAGGGCUGGGAAUCGAGGAAGACGAUUGGUUCGGAGAAAUUGGAGCCGAAGUUUGAUGGGUUGAGGUUCAUAGAGACGCUGGUCACAGCACACAGAUAG